Botrytis porri is the source of this 1257-nucleotide messenger RNA. RefSeq lists its product as uncharacterized. Lineage: Eukaryota; Fungi; Ascomycota; Leotiomycetes; Helotiales; Sclerotiniaceae. The transcript is spliced from 7 exons. The coding region runs from base 1 to 1257 and encodes 418 amino acids. The record is from RefSeq and is a predicted model, not a curated record.
AUGCGUAUUUCCUCGUCUGCUCUCGCUCCUUUAAGAGCGACAGUCGUUGCAGCACAAAAUGCUACUGUCUCUUCCUCAAUACCACAAGCUACCUUGGAAUACUGUACCGUUCAAGCUGCUGCUGCAAAUCUCUCGGCUGUUGAGACUGAGGUGAACGAUGGUACACUUGCCACAUCAAAUGUUGCAUGCACGACCGCUGAGGAUUGCUUGUUCAUGGACAUCUAUGUACCAGCCAAUGCUAAGGGAAAGGAGCUUCCUGUUUUAGCUGGAGCACACAAAUCUCACACUGCGCCCGAAGGUCUCUAUGAUCUCAGCAAAGACUUCAUCUUUGUCACCUACAACUACCGAGAUGGCAUUGCCGGUGUUGCUAACGGACCAACCUCCACUCACGAAGGAGGCGCCACUAAUGCUGCCACUCGCAAGUACAUCAGUGUUUUUGGAGGUGAUCCAGAUAAUAUCCUUUCUCGGCUGGUUUCCUCGCAAACGCUUGAUCAGAUCUUCCGUUUUGGAGGCAACGCUGAGCAGCUAUUUGCUCGCGCGUACCUCAAUUUGCCAGGCAAAGUCCCUGGUUCUGGUCACCAGCAAGUCGAGGCCUUUUGGCAAAAUAUCUCGACUACUGUCGGUUGUAAUGGUUGUGGUUUAGAUUGCAUGCGUACAGUACAGUCAAUUACACAGCUUUCAACGCCGCCGUCACCGAUGUUAUAUCUUUAUACUCAUACACAUUACAACUCGAACGAAGCGGAAUUCUACGCUGGUCACUACAAUUGGACCGGACCAUUGGUCAUCACCCACGAGCUUCACGAGAAGAAUAGCGACGUUACAAGCGGUAUCAAUAGCACCGCUGAUGUUGCCGACAAAAUACGCAUGUACUUCCUCGUCAUCACUGACACUAUCAUCAACGAAAUCCUCGCUCUCUAUCCCAAAAGUGACUACACCUCUCCCGGACUUCGCUUCUCAGACAUAGAGCAAAGCUUCGAAUUGACCUCGCACAACUUGGCUUUGACCCCCGGUCUUUACAACCAGACUUGGAAUGCAAUGGCUACAUUAGGCCCAGCUACUCACAGUACUGAUUACCGCGCGGAUUAUGCAAAGUGUCUUUUGUCUUUUGCAUUGACUGGUAAUCCUAAUACCCUUUGGCCAAAUGUCAAAAUGGAAUGGCCUUUAUAUAACACCAGUACCGAUGGUGUGGAAAUUGUUUUCAAUACAAGUAUGUACUUGCAAGCGGAUUCUUUAGUCAACGUCAAACCUCGAUUCUGA